Messenger RNA from Penicillium pulvis, 327 nucleotides. RefSeq lists its product as uncharacterized. The record is from RefSeq and is a predicted model, not a curated record. The transcript has a single exon. The coding region runs from base 1 to 327 and encodes 108 amino acids. Lineage: Eukaryota; Fungi; Ascomycota; Eurotiomycetes; Eurotiales; Aspergillaceae.
AUGUUCGAUGACCUCAAAGGAUUACUUGAGAUCCCAAUUCCUGCUCAUCUGGCUAGGAUUGAUGAUGCGGACUUUGAAGUUCCCAAGUCAGAGCCACCCAAGCCCAAACCAUCCAAGUUCGAGCCAUUCGUGUCUGAAACAUCCGAAUAUGAACAAUCCGAAUCCGAAUCAUCCGAGUCUGAGGUACCCGAGCCUGAGCCAUCUAAGAUCGAGCCUUCUAAAACCGAGCCAUUUAAGAUCGGGCCGUCCAAGAUCGAGCCAUCCAAAUCCAAGCUGUUUUUCUUGAGUAUACUAUGGGGUUCGUCAAGAAAACGCCCACGAAAGUGA